CAAGAGAGAGAAAAAUAGAGAAUUGUUCCUCCCAAAGAUUUUUAACUUUGAGAAGCUCUCUGAGAAACCAAAGCUUCACUCUGAUUCGCAGAGCGAAUCAAAAGAGACGAUAGAGAGAAAGAAGAAGAAAGAAAGAAAACGCGAAGAACAGAAACUGCUCUUUUUCAAAGCUUUUAUAUAAUUUAUAAUUAUUAUAAUUCUCCUAUCUUCUUCUUCUAUCCCAAAUCUCCAGAUGGAUUCAUGAACCAGAUCGGGGGAUCGAAGAAGAUGAUUUGAGUUUCCGGGUUUGGUUUUUUCUUGUCUUCCCCUCUCUUUUUGUGUGAAAUUGGUUGGAAUCUGGAGAUCUGGAUCUUGUAAAGGUGGAAACUUUACGUGUGUUUGGGGGUGUGUGUGUUGAUUUGUUCUUGCUGAACUGAUUUUUGAAUUAGGUGAUUUGGAUUCAAUUCUUCUACAAUCUGAAUCCAUCACGAAUGGUUUUGGAUUCGAAAUUUGAAGACUUGUUGAUUCGGGUUCCGGGAUUGAUCUGAUUUCAUAUCAUCAUCUAAAGAGCCAAAAUUGUUGGAAGAGAUAUGUUGGAAGAUCGAUCACCAGAUUCGUGUUUGAGUUCAAGGGUUUUCUCAAGCUCUCGUCUUUCUGAAUCCAAGUGGUCUAAGUCUUACAUGUAUCCAGAUGAUGAUGAUGUCGUCUCUGAGACUAAGCUCGUUAAUGGUAAACGAGCUUUGGAGGAGGUUGUUGGUGAGAUUAGACACACCAAAUCACUUAAGUUAAUGGGUUUCUCGAUUAAGUACGAUAGCGAUUCUUCUGACUAUUCGUUGAGUGGGGAAGAGCAAGCAGAUGCUGUGAAUGGUGACGGCUCAUCAUCGAGGCAGGAGCAAGAGCAAUCUGAUUCUAAUGAAAACGGUGGUGAUUCAUCUGAUUCGCAUUCUCUUAUCAAUGAGAUUGGUCGGGACAACUCCAUAGACUGUUUGAUCCGCUGCUCCAGGUCUGAUUACGGUUCAAUUGCUUCUGUGAACCGGAACUUCCGUUCUUUGGUGAAGACUGGAGAGAUUUAUGGAUUAAGGAGACAGAACGGGUUUGUUGAGCAUUGGGUUUACUUCUCAUGCCAGCUCUUGGAAUGGGUUGCGUUCGAUCCUGUCGAGAGAAAGUGGAUGCAGUUGCCAACAAUGCCUUCCAGUGUUACCUUCAUGUGUACCGAUAAGGAGUCUCUGGCCGUUGGGACAGACCUGCUUGUCUUAGGAAAAGAUGAUUUUUCUUCUCAUGUAAUAUACAGAUACAGCCUUCUGACUAAUUCUUGGUCUUCUGGUAUGAAGAUGAACUCUCCUAGGUGUUUGUUUGGAUCCGCGAGCCUUGGAGAGAUUGCUAUAUUCGCUGGUGGUUGUGACUCCCAGGGAAAGAUUCUUGAUUUUGCCGAGUUGUAUAAUUCUGAGCUUCAGACCUGGGUAACUCUUCCGAGGAUGUACAAACCGAGGAAGAUGUGUUCGGGAGUUUUCAUGGACGGGAAGUUCUAUGUGAUUGGAGGAAUCGGUGGUGCUGAUUCGAAAGUCUUGACCUGCGGUGAAGAAUAUGAUCUGGAGACCAAGAAAUGGACUCAAGUCCCUGACUUGUCGCCUCCAAGAAGCCGUGCUGAUCAAGCUGAUAUGUCACCAGCGGCAGAAGCACCUCCUCUUGUUGCUGUUGUAAAUGACCAAUUGUAUGCUGCUGAUCAUGCUGAUAUGGAAGUGAGGAAGUAUGAUAAGGAGACUAAGAAAUGGUUCACUAUUGGAAGAUUGCCUGAAAGAGCUGGCUCGGUUAACGGAUGGGGACUUGCUUUCAGAGCUUGUGGAGAGCGGUUGAUCGUUAUAGGUGGACCGAAGUACUCGGGAGGUGGGUUCAUAGAGCUGAAUUCUUGGAUACCGAGUGAAGGCGGUCCACCACAUUGGACAUUGCUUGACAGGAAACAUUCUCCCAACUUCGUGUACAAUUGCGCGGUGAUGGGUUGCUGAAACAACUCACAAAUUAUAAUACUGUCCAUUUGAAUACCCUCCAGAUUCUUGUUGAUGGGUUAGCUCACAAGUCAGUCAAAAGAAAGACUCCAUUGUUGAAGGUCCCCAAGCUCCAACCUUUAUGCUUCUUCUUCUUCCUUAUUUUCUUUCCUUACAAAUUUUUCGAUUUGAAUACAAUCAUCCCUGUAUUGUUUAGAGACCAGAAAAAGUGGAUUCCAAAAAAGAAAAAGAAAAAGAAAACUGAAACAGGUUACAAUAAGUUCGUUAAAAGUUGAAAGCUUUUUUAGAGUUUGCCAGAUCUGGUUAACAAUGUUGUAUGUGAUUUUAAUCAAAUAUGUUUUUUUUUCUUUCUUUCUAAUAAUCUAGCCAUCUUUUGGUCC
Molecule: messenger RNA, 2362 nt
Organism: Camelina sativa (false flax)
Lineage: Eukaryota; Viridiplantae; Streptophyta; Magnoliopsida; Brassicales; Brassicaceae
Product: F-box/kelch-repeat protein SKIP11
Cellular component (GO): nucleus
Molecular function (GO): protein binding
Source: RefSeq, a predicted model, not a curated record